Molecule: messenger RNA, 465 nt
Organism: Linum trigynum
Lineage: Eukaryota; Viridiplantae; Streptophyta; Magnoliopsida; Malpighiales; Linaceae
Source: the annotation of a GenBank genome assembly
AUGUCUGUGCCGGCUACAAUGAGAGUAACCAAGAUUCCUUCCAUGGAUCUCACAAUGACGAACCUCGCCUACUGCUCCCCUGCUGAUCUCCACCACUUUGCUGACAUGGGGACAGAGCUUUUCAUGGCCUUGCUUGCCGACAGAGUCAUUCUUAAUCUUGCAUAUCCUUUCAAUCUUACUUCCCAUCAAAGCGUUGAGAGAGGGCAUAUUGCGCUCAAUGGUGCUCAGCGUCGGUGUAUUAAAGUUUCUUCUGGUGAUGAAGUUUCUGUCAGCAGGUUCAUCCCUCCCAAUGACUUCGACCUUGCAUUGCUCAAGCUCAAGCUGGAAUUUGUGAAGAAGGAAGCAAGUAGAGCUGAACAGGUUGAUGCUGUUGUGCUGUCCAACCAUCUUAAGAAAAUAUUUAUGAACCAGGUUAUGAGUUCAGGGCAAAGAGUAACAUAUGACUGCCUACAUUUUUACCGUUAA